This is a messenger RNA of Oncorhynchus masou masou (cherry salmon), 14871 nucleotides long. Its product is annotated as titin-like. Lineage: Eukaryota; Metazoa; Chordata; Actinopteri; Salmoniformes; Salmonidae. Bases 33 to 11981 code for a protein of 3982 amino acids. The transcript has 17 exons. The record is from RefSeq and is a predicted model, not a curated record.
GAGGGCAUUUAGGUAAUAGAGUUCAGUUGUUAAUGCUAUGGAAAACGACGGUAAUUUCGCAACCCAGGUCUAGCAAAGGGAUGGAGUUCCCUGUGGACGGCCUGGUCAGCGUGAGCCAGGAGAUCCUGGAGAGGUCAGCCCAGGACUACAUGAACAGCCUUCUCCACAGCCCCCUUGACUCACCCCAACACCUCACCCUCGCAAACAACACACAGGUGCCCAUUGGUCUUUCCAAUGUGGGUUUCGUUCCUCUAUAUGGAGACAACAUGAGACAGAAAGUCCUCGCCCUGUUCUCCCAACAGGACCAGUUUACAGCGGUGGGGCUGUACCUGUUGGAUCAAUGGUGGUCACUGGAGAAUAUCUUAAAAACAACAAACUCUGCCAAAGAUGGAGCUGUGAAGGUGGAGACCAUAGGGGAGCGGAUAGCUCUGUACGUUUUGAACCGUGUGGUGUACAGAGUCAAGGAGAUCAGUUCAGGCGAACUGCCUUUCCUGUGCCACGGAGAGAACGACUACGCCAAGAUCCUUUGGAAAGACGGACAGGCUGUCGGCUUCUACUCAGUCAAACCUUCAGGCAGCUUGUGCAGUUCCUUCUUAACCCAAUGCUAUCACAUUCCUGUCAUGGAUUCCAUAUUUGUCAGGAAGUGUCACCGUGGCAACGGUCUGGGUCUCCAGAUGCUGGAGAACUUCGUUGACAGUUUCAAAGAGGAAUACCUUGGGUUGAGAUACCCCCUUUCACAAGCUAUGUACAAAGUGUGUGGGAAGUAUCUGAGCCUGUACCCAGCCCACAGAGACCUACUGUGGGAAGUGGAGAGUGUUGGAGGACCCAGCCAGAGGACCAACAUAGCCAACAAGAUCCAAGCCAUGGCCAUGAGCACCUUAUCCAAGAACCUGUCUUUUACGGAGCACUCUGUAGUGAACCGUGACGUGGUUGAAAACGAGGUGAUUAUGGAGGAAGUGACUUCACACUUACAGGAACAGGAAGCCAUGGAGUACACCGUUGAAAUUGUGCCCUGCCCCCUGUCACUCAAGGAGAGAACAGUUGCUCAACCAUGGAGUCACAAGCACCUCCUUGCAGUUCACUCUGCAGCGCAGUCAGAGGAAGUUACACUGGUCAGGGUGCCAAAAGAGAAUGAAGAAAUGCCGGUUACAACCAGAGCAAGGAGCAGCGGCCUCAAACGCAAGAAGAUCUUAGAGGAAAGCAAAUCAGAGAAAGUCCUCAGGAUUGAGGAUAUUGAAGCAGAGGGGGAGACUCCCAAAGAGAAGCAAGUGGCAGAGCAUCAGCAAGAGAAUGAAGACGUUGGUGCUGAAUCUGACAAAGCGGAGUUGGCUGAGGAUGUCAUUGACACGGCCAUGGGGGGCACAGCAGUAGAGCCUGAGCUUGGAGAGGAGAUGGGAGAGACUGUUACAACACGGACACUUCAGAUUCAGAAAGACACUGUGUUGCUGGUGGACCUGAAAGAAACCUUGCAACCACAAGUGGAGGUAGAAAAUGUGGCCUCAGAGAUAGAGGAGGUGGAGGAGGAGGAGGCUCCAGAGGAGGUGGCAGAAACCGAUGAAGAAACAGCCAAAGAAUCCUCUCAGGAGGAAAAGAAAAGAAGCCUCACAAAACCUGUUGAGGCUGAGGAGGAGACAGUGAAAGAAGAGCAGCCAGCAGUUGAGAAACCUGCUGAGGUCAAGGAGAAGAUCUCACCACCUGAAAAGAAAGUGGUAGCUCCAGUGGUAGAAACAAGAGUCCUUCGGCGAGGAAUAAAAAGUGUACCAGCUACCCCGACUCCAAAACGCAAGUACACAAGAAGAGUCAAACAACCUGUGGAAGAGGAGAAUGAGGAAGAGUUGGCUGAGGGAGUAGAGGCAGCUGUAGUGGAAGCCAAAGUUCUGAGAACAGGAAGGAGAUCUGCCCCUCCUCCUGCCCCUGCCACAUCUAGACGCAAAUCCACCCCAACUGUUGUUGAAGUGGAAGAGGCAGAAAAACCAGAUGAAACGACAGAGGAGGAAGUAGACGACGAAGUCCAGGAAAAAGCUGUUGAGGAAGAGAAGGCUACAACGAUAACAACAAGCCAAGAGGAAGAGAAGGCUACAACAACAACAACAACAAGCGAAGAGGAAGAGAAGGCUACAACAACAACAAGCGAAGAGGAAGAGAAGGCUACAACAACAACAACAAGCCAAGAGGAAGAGGAAGUGGAAAGCUUUGAGGAGGUUGUGGAAGUUCCUCCAGUUGUGGAAACUAGAGCUAAGAGGAGCAGGACAAAAACAGUCACAGCAGCCACACCCAAACGAAAGUCCUUACGAAGCAAGUCCUCUGUGGAUUAUAAGGAACAAGAUGCAGAGGAGGAAGAAACAGGAAAUGAACCCACAGUGGAAGAAGGGGAGGAUAAUGUAGUGGCAGAAGAGGUGAGCGUAGUAGAGGAGGAAGACAAAGAGGAAGAAGAAGGGUUCCCGGUGGCUGAGGUUGCUGUUGUUGAGGAGACGGAGAAGCAGCCUAAGGAACACAAAUCAGAGAAAGUCAUCAGGAUUGAGGAUAUUGAAACCGAGGUGGAGACUCCCAAAGAGAAGCCAGUGGCAGAGCAUCAUCAAGAGAAUAAAGACGUUGUUGCUGAAUCUGACAAAGAGGAGUUAGCUGAGGAUGUUGUUCACACAGCCACAGAGGACACAGCAGUAGAGCCUGAGGUUAGAGAGGAGAUUGGAGAGACUGUUACAACACAGACACUCAAGCUUCAGGAGGCCAUUGUGGUACUAGUGGACCUGAAGAAAACCUUGCAACCACAAGUGGAGGUAGAGGUGGAAGAAGAGGCUCCAGAGAAGGUGUCAGGAACCGAUGAAGAUGAAAAAGAAACAGCCAAAGAACCCUCUAAGGAGGAAAAGAAAAGAAGAGGACGACCAAGAUCCACUCAUCUCAGAACACCUGUUGAGGCUGAGGAGGAGACAGUGAAAGAUGAGCAGCCAGCGGUUGAGAAACCUGCUGAGGGAAAGGAGAAGAUCUCACCACCUGACGAGGAAGAUGCAGGUCCAGUGGUAGAAACAAGAGUCCUGAGGAGAGGAAGAAUAAGUGUUCCAGCUACCCCGACUCCAAAACGCAAGUCCACACGAAGAGACAGACAGCAUGAGGAGGAAGAGAAAGAGCCAGCUGUGGAAGAAAAGGCUCCAGUGGUAGAAACAAGAGUCCUCAGGAGAGGAAGAAUAAGUGUUCCAGCUACACUGACACUGACACGCAAGUCCACACAAAGAGGCAAACAACCCAAAGAAGAGAAGGAGGGGGAGGGAGAGCCAGCUGAGCAAGAAGAAGAUGCACCGGUAGUGGAAACCAUAGUUCCGAAGAGAGAGAGAGGCAGAUUUUCUGCUCUUGCUCAUCCCAGACAUAAAUCCACACAAGGCUGCAAAGAACCUGAGGAAGAGGAGGAGAAGGAAGGGGAGUUGGCUAAACCUGUUCAGGAAGCUUUGGAAGAAAAGGUAGAGAAAGCAGUGGAUGAAGCAGCAGCUGCAACAUUGAAGAGUGUGGGGGAGGAGAAGGGGGCAGAGGAAGCAAUAACAGAGGAAGAGGAAAAGGUGGAGGAAGAAAAGGAAACGGAAACUGAAGCUGCAGCUGAAACUGUACCAGUGGAAGAGGAGAGUGUUGCAGAAGAAAAGGUGGUGGAGGGAGAAACAAUUCAGGAAGAGGAAAAGGUAGAGGAAGAAAAGGAGAUUGCAGAAACUAUUACAACACAGACACUCAAGCUUCAGAAAGCCACUGCAGUGCUGGUGGACUUGAAAAAAACUGUGGCCUCAGAGAUAGAGGAGGAAAACGAGGCUCCAAAGGAGGUGUCAGGAACCGAUGAAGACAGAGAAGAAACAGCCAAAGAUCCCUCUGACGAGGAAAAGAAAAGAAGAGGAUGCCCAAGAUCCACUCAUCUCACAAAACCUGUAGAGGCUGAGGAGGAGACGGUGAACGAGGAGCAGAAGGCUACAACAACAACAACAACAAGCCAAGAGGAAGAGGAAGCAGAAAGCCUUGAGGAGGUUGUGGAAGUUCCUCCAGUUGUGGAAACUAGAGCUAAGAGGAGCAGGACAAAAACAGUCACAGCAGCCACACCCAAACGAAAGUCCUUACGAAGCAAGUCCUCUGUGGAUUAUAAGGAACAAGAUGCAGAGGAGGAAGAAACAGGAAAUGAACCCACAGUGGAAGAAGGGGAGGAUAAUGUAGAGGCAGAAGAGGCGAGUGUAGUAGAGGAGGAGGAAAAAGAGGAAGGGUUCCCGGUGGCUGAGGUUGCUGUUGUUGAGGAGACGGAGAAGCAGCCUGAGGAACACAAAUCAGAGAAAGUCAUCAGGAUCGAGGGGGAGACUCCUAAAGAGAAGGCAGAGCAUCAGCAACAGAAUAAAGAAGAAGAAGAUGCUUCUGCUGCUGCUGAAUCCGACAAAGAGGAGUUAGCUGAGGAUGUUGUUCACACAGCCACAGAGGACACAGCAGUAGAGCCUGAGCUUGGAGUGGAGAUUGGAGAGACUGUUGCAAAACAGACACUCAAGCUUCAGAAAGACACUGUGUUGCUGGUGGACCUGAAGAAAACCUUGCAACCACAAGUGGAGGUAGAAAAUGUGGCCUCAGAGAUAGAGGAGGUGGAGGAGGAGGCUCCAAAGGAGGUGGCAGGAACCAAUGAAGACAAAGGAGAGAACAACGAAGAAACAGGCAGACCAAGAUCCACUCGUAUCACAAAACCUGUUGAGGCUGAGGAGACAGUGGAAGAGGAGCAGCCAACAGUUGAGGAACCUGCUGUGGAAGUGGAGAUCUCGCCACCUGAGGAUGAAGAGGAGGCUCCGGUUAUAGAACCCAGAGUCCUGAGUAGAGGAAGAAAAAGUGUUCCAUUUACCCCGACUCCAAAACGCAAGUCCAAAAGAAGAGGCAAACAGCAUGAGGAAGAGGAGAAUGUGGAGGAGCCAGAAGAAGAAGAGGCACCAGUAGUGGAAGCCAGAGUUCUGAGGAGAGGAAGGAAAUCGGCUUCUGCUCCUGCCACACCUAGACGCAAAUCCACACAUGCCACUAAAGAACCUAAAGAGGAGGAGGUGGCUGAAUCUGUUCGGGAAGCUGUGGAAGAUAAGGAGAAAGUAAAACCAGUGCAGGAGGAGAGGGCAGAGGAGAAAGCCACACUGAUGGAUAAAGAGGACAUGGUGGAAGAAGCUGCAACAGUGGAGAGUGUGGAGGAAGCUGCAACAGUGGAGAGUGUGGAGGAAGCUGCAACAGUGGAGAGUGUGGAGGAAGCUGCAACAGUGGAGAGUGUGGAGGAAGCCGCAACAGUGGAGAGUGUGGAGGAAGAAAGGGUAGCAACAGAAGCCAUAACUGAGGAAAAUGGAAAGGUAGAGGAAGCUGAAGCUCCACCUGAAACUGCAACAGUGGAGGAGGAGAGUGUCGCAAAAGAAAAUGUGGAUGAAGAAGCAACAACUGAGGAAGAGCAGGAAGCGGAGAGAGUGGAAGAAGAAAAUAUUGAGGAAGCUGCAGCAGAAACUAUUAGUGUGGAACAAAAUGUGGAGGACGAAGCAACAACCACAGUUGAAGAAAAGGAAGAGGAAGAAGUGAAGAAAAAGGAAACAGUUAUUGAACUAGCUGUAGAAAAACUAGCUGAAGAAGUUGCUGGGAUAGAAGAGGUAGAUAAAGUGGAGGAGAAAGAGGGAGCAAAGCCAGUUGAGGAAGAGAAGAAGACUUCACUCGAGGAAGAGCAAGCUCCAGUAGAGGAGGAAGAGGAUGCUCCAGUUGUAGAAACAAGAGUUUUGAGGAGAGGAAGAAAAAGUAUUCCAGCAACUCCGACUGCAAAGCGCAAGUACACAAGAAGAGACAAACAAGCGGAGGAGAAAGACCCAGCUGUGGAAGAAAAGGAACCAGUAGUGGAAGCCAGAGUUCUGAGGAGAGGAGGCAGAGGAAGAUGGUCUGCUCCUGCCCCUGCCACACACGGACGCAAGUCCACAAGAGCCUGCCAACAAACUGAGGAAGAGGAGGAUGUGGAGGCAACUGUUGAACCUGCACCAGAAGCGAUGGAGGAAGAGAAGAAAGUGGAGAUAGUGGAAGAGGCGAAUGUUGCAGAAGAAAAGGUGGAAGCAGUGGAGGGAGAAGGAACAACUCUGGAAGAGGAAAAGGUGGAGGAAGAGAAGGAAACGGAGAUGGUGGAAGAAGAUGUUGAGGAAGCUGCAGCAGAAACUGCACCAGUGAAUGAAAAUGAGGAAGCAACAACUGAGGAAAAGGAAAAUGUUGAGGAAGACAAGAUAGAGGUUGAAGCAGAAAAGGAAACAAUUGUUGAAAUGGCUGUAGAGAAACUAGCAGAGGUAGUUGAAAAGGCAGAACACGUGGAGGAGGUAACAGCAGUGGAAAGUGUUGCGGAUGAAGUGGUAUUAAAGCCUGUUGAGGAACCUGCUGAGGAAGGGAAGACCUCACUACCUGAGGAUGGAGAAGAGACACCAGUUGUAGAAACAAGAGUCCUGAGGAGAGGAAGAAAAAGCAUUCCAGUAACGCCUCCAAAACGCAAGUCCACACGAAGAGGCAAACAACCUGAAGAAGAGAAAGAUGCGGAGGAAGAGCCAGCUGAGGAGGAAGAUGCACCAGUAGUGGAAACCAUAGUUCUGAAGAGCGAUAAUGGAGGCAGAUUUUCUGCUCUUGCCCCUCCUUCUGCCACGCCCACAUGCAAAUCCACACACGCCUGCAUAAAACCUGAGGAAGAGGAGAAGGAGGAAGAAGAGUUGGAGGUAGAAAAGGAAGAGGAGGAAAAGAUGGAGGCGGUGGCUGAACCUAUUCAGGAAGCUUUGGAAGUAGUGGAUGAAGCAGCAGCUGCAACAGUGGAGAGUGUGGGGGAAGAAAGGGGGGCAGAGGAACUAAGAACUGAGGAGGCGGGAAAGGUGGAGGAAGAGAAGGAAGCGGAAACUGAAGCUGCAGCUGAAACUGUACCAGUGGAAGAGGAGAGUGUUGCAGAAGAAAAGGUGGUGGAGGGAGAAACAAUUCAGGAAGAGGAAAAGGUAGAGGAAGAAAAGGAGAUUGCAGAAACUAUUACAACACAGACACUCAAGCUUCAGAAAGCCACUGUGGUGCUGGUGGACUUGAAACAAAUCUUGCAACCACAAGUGGGGAUUGAACAUGUGGCCUCAGAGAUAGAGGAGGUGAAGGAGGAGGCUCCAAAGGAUGUGGCAGGAACUGAUGAAGACGAAGUUGAGGAACCUGCUGUGGAAGUGGAGAUCUCGCCACCUAAGGAUGAAGAGGAGGCUCCAGUUGUAGAACCCAGAGUCCUGAGUAGAGGAAGAAAAAGUGUUCCAUUUACCCCGACUCCAAAACGCAAGUCCAAAAGAAGAGGCAAACAGCAUGAGGAAGAAGAGAAUGUGGAGGAGCCAGAGGAAAAAGAGGCAGCUGAGGAAGAUGAAGAACAGGCUCCCGUAGUGGAAGCCAGAGUUCUGAGGAGAGGAAGGAAAUCUGCUUCUGCCACACCUAGACGCAAAUCCACACAUGCCACUAAAGAACCUGAAGAGGAGGAGUUGGCUGAAUCUGUUCGGGAAGCUGUGGAUAAAAAAGAGGAAGUGAAAUCAGUGGAGGAGGUAAGGGCAGAGGAGAAAGCCACACUAAUGGAUGAAGAGGACAUGGCGGAGGAAGCUGCAACAGUGGAGAGUGUGGAGGAAGAAAGGGUGGCAGUGGAAGCCAUAACUGAGGAAGACGGAAAGGUAGAGGAAGAGAAGGAAGAGGAAGCUGAAGUUGCAAAAGUGGAGGAGGAGAGUGUUGCAGAAGUAAAUGUGGAUGAAGAAGCAACAACUGAAGAAGAGGAAAAAGUGGAGGAAGAGAAGGAAGCAGAGAGAGUGGAACAAGAAAAUAUUGAGGAAGCUGCAGCUGAAACUAUUGGUGUGGAAGAAAAGAUGGAGGAGGAGGCAGCAGCCACAGAGGAGAAAAAGGAAGAGGGAAAAGUGGAAGAGAAGAAAGAGGAAACACUUAUUGAACUACUUGUAGAACAACUAUCUGAGGAAGUUUCUGUGAUAGAGGCAGAAAAAGUGGAGGAGAAAGAUGAAGCAAAGCCAGUUGAGGAGGAAGAGCAAGCUCCAUUAGAGGAGGAAGAGGAUGCUCCAGUUGUAGAAACAAGAGUUUUGAGGAGAGGAAGAAAAAGUAUUCCAGCUACUCCGACUCCAAAGCGCAAGUCCACAAGAAGAGACAAGCAAGCGGAGGAGAAAGACCCAGCUGUGGAAGAAAAGGAACCAGUAGUGGAAACCAGAGCUCUGAGGAGAGGAGGCAGAGGAAGAUGUUCUGCUCCUGUCCCUGCCACACACGGACGUAAAUCCACACGAUCCCGCAAACAGCCUGAGGAGAAGGAUGAGGAGGUGGAGGCAGAAUUGGUAAAUGAGCAAAAGAUGGCAGAGGUGGUUGCACCUGUUCAGGAUGCUGUGGAGGAAAAAUUGGAGGAAGAAAAAGCAGUGGAUGAAGCAGAAGCUGAAACUGCACCGUUGGAAGAGGAGAGUGUUGCUGAACAAAAGGUGGUGGAGGGACAAACGACUCAGGAAGAGAGAACUGCUACUGUGGAAGAAAGGGUGGAAGACAAAAUACCCGAAAAAGAGGAAAAGGUUGAAGAGGACAAGAAAGCUGAAGCUGAAACUGCACCAGUAGAAGAGGAGAGUGUUGCAGAAGAAAAAGUGGAGGAAGAAGCAAAACCCACAGAGGAAGAAAAGGUGGAAAAAGCAACAACUGAGGAAGAGGAAAGAGUUGAGGAAGAUAAGAAAGAGGUGGAAGCAGAAGAGGAAGAAAUUGUUGAAAUGGGUGUAGAAACACUAGCAGAUGUAGGUGAAGAGGCAGAACAAGUGGAGGAGUCAACAGCAGUUGAAAGUGUUGCAGAUGAAGUGGCAUUAAAGCCAGUUGAGGAACCUGCUGAGGAAGAAGAGAAUAUCUCACCCCCUGAGGAAGAAGAGAAUAUCUCACCCCCUGAGGAAGAAGAGAAGACCUCACCCCCUGAGGAAGAAGAGACGACCUCACCCCCUGAGGAGGAAGAGGUAGAUGAGGAAGAACAAGCUCCAGUUGUAGAAGUAAGAGUUCUGAGGAGAGGACGAAAAAGUGUUUCAGUUUCUCCCCCAAAACGCAAGUUGAGAGGAAAAGGUAAACAGCCUGAGAAAGACGAGAAGCUGGAGGAGCCAGAGGAGGAAGAGGCAGCUGUGGAGGAAGAAGAGGCACCCAUAGUUGAAGCCAGAGUUCUCAGGAGAGGAAGGAGAUCUGCCCCUACAACUGCCCCUGCUACAUCUAGACGCAAAUCCACACGAGUCAGCAGGCAUCCUGAGGAAGAGGAGGAUGUGGAGGCAGUUGCUGAACCUGCACUAGAAGCGAUGGAGGAAAAGGUGGAGGAAGAAAAAGCUAUGGAGGAGGAAAAGGAAGCUGCAGCUGAAACAGCACCGGUGGAAGAGGAGAGUGUUGCAGAAGAAAAGGUGGAGGAAGUAAAAGCAGUGGAGGAGAAAGGAGAAAUUGUGGAGGACGAGAAGGAACUGCAGAUUGUGGUAAAAGAGAAGGUUCAAGAAGCUAAAGCUGCAGCUGAAACUGAACCAGUUGAACAGGAUAAGGUGGAAGAGGAAACAACUGAGGAAGAGGAGAAAGUUGAGGAAGAGAAGAAAGAGAUGAAUGCAGAAAAGGAAACAAUUGUUGAAAUGGCUGUAGAAAAACUAGCAGAGAUUGUUUUAGAGGCAGAAAAAGUGGAGGAGGUAACAGCAGUGGAAAGUGUUGCAGAUGAAGUGGUAGAAAAUCCAGUUGAGGAACCUGCUGAGGAAGAAGAGAAUACCUCACCCCCUGAGGAGGAAGAGAAGACCUCACCCCCUGAGGAAGAAGAGAAGACCUCACCCCCUGAGGAAGAAGAGAAGACCUCACCCCCUGAGGAAGAAGAGAAGACCUCACCCCCUGAGGAAGAAGAGAAGACCUCACCCCCUGAGGAAGAAGAGAAGACCUCACCCCCUGAGGAAGAAGAGAAGACCUCACUACCUGAGGUGGAAGAGGAGGCUCCAGUUGUAGAAACAAGAGUUCUGAGGAGAGGAAGAAAAAGUGUUCCAGUUUCUCCUCCAAAACUUAAGUCCACAAAAAGAGGCAAACAAGUCCAGGAAGAGGAAAGCAUGGAGGAGCCAGAGGAUGAAGAAGCACCAGUAGUGGAAACCAGAGUUACGAGGAAAGGAAGGAAAUCUGUCCUUGCUCCUGCCACACCUCGACGCAAAUCCAAACGAGCCCGCAUAGAACCUGAAGAAGAGAAAGAGGACAAUGAAGAGGAAAAGGUAGACGAUGCGGCUGCAACAGUGGAGAGUGUGGAUGAAGAAAAGUUGGAGGAAGCUGCGGCUGCAACAGUGAAGAGUAUGGAGGAAGACAAGUUGGAGGAAGUGAAUGAACUGGAGGCAGAAGUAAAGGUUGAAGAGGAAACAAAAGCUGUGGAAGAAGAAAAGGUGGAAGAAGCAACCACUGUGGAAGAAGAAAAGGUGGAAGAAGCAACCACUGAGGAAGAAGAAAAGGUGGAAGAAGCAACAACUGCGGGGGCUGUGGUAGAGGAGGCUGAACAAGUGGAGGAGGUGGCAACAGUGAUGAAAAGUGUUGCAGUCGAAAAGCCAGUUGAGGAAGAGAAGACCUCACGACCUGAGGAAGAAGCAGAGACUCCUGUUGUAGAAAUAAGGGUCCUAAGGCGAGGGGGAAAAAACACACCUGUUAAUCCUCCAAAACGUAGGUUCACACCAAGAGGCAAGCAAGCUGAGGAAAAUGAGGAGGAGGAAGAAGAAGUAGAAGAGGUGGCUGAACAUGUGCCGGAAGCUGUGGAGGAACAGGAGCAGGAGGAGAAGGUGGCUGAGCAUGUGCCGGAAGCUGUGGAGGAAAAUGAGGUGGCAGCUGAGGAAGAUGAGGCACCAUUAGUGGAAGCCAAUGUUCUGUGGAGAGGAAGGAGAUCUGCCCCUGCCACACCAAGACGCAAAUCCAAACGAGCCCGCAAAGAACCUGAAGAAGAGGAAAAUGAGGAAAAUGUAGAGGAGGAAAACACAUUGGAGGAGAAAAUGGUGGUUGAGGAGAAUAAGAUGGAGGAAGAAGAAAAGGUUGAAGAGCCAGCAGAGAGUGCUGCUUCAGAGACAAAAGAGGCAGAAGUCAUCGCACAGCAGCCAGAGGUGGUGGCAGAGCAAACAGAGCGGAAGGAAGAAGUAAAGAACACUGCUGAAACAGAAGAAGAAAAGGUAGCUGAUGAAGAAACAGAUAAAGCAGUAGAGAAGGAAGAAGGAGACACCACCAAUGUGGUAAAAAAUACUGACAAGGCAACAGUAACUUCUGCUACUCAAGAGGAAGUAGCUGGUAAAGCUUCAGAGGACGAGGAGGGAGAAACUCUGGCGGUGGAAGCGGAAGAGGCAGAGAAAACAGAAGAAACGACAGAGGAAGUAGAAGACAAAGUCCAGGACAAAGCUGUUGAGGAAGAGGGCACAACGACAACAACAAGCCAAGAGGAAGUGGUAGCAGAGAGCCUUGAGGAAGUUGUGGAAGUUCCUCCAGUUGUGGAAACUAGAGCAAUGAGGAGCAGGACAAAAACAGUUGCACCAGUCACACCCAAACGAAAGUCCUUACGAAGCAAGUCUUCUGUGGAUUAUAAGGAACAGGAUGCAGAGGAAGAGGAAACAGGAAAUGAACCCACAGUGGUAGAAGGGGAGGAUAAUGUAGUGGCAGAAGAGGCGAGCGUAGUAGAGGAGGAGAAAAAAGAAAAAGAGGAGGAAGGGGCCCCGAUGCCUGAGGUUGCUGUUGUCAUGGAGACGGAGAAGCAGCCUGUGGUAUCGAGAGUUCUGAGAGUGAGGUUAACUGCCACGCCCAUGGCCAAACCCACACCACAGCAGCGUACAUCCACAAAACGCAGCAAAAUAGUUACACCUGAGAAGGUCGAGCCUGAGGUGGGCAUGCUUUCAUCAGAUGAAGAGCAGGAAGAGAGCCCUGUGGAAAAGAGAAACCUCCGGAAGAGAAAAAGCAUGGAACCAACACCUGUUCGCAGAUCCAUGCGCCGCAGCAGAACUUAGACUGUGGAGAACGUUUUUUUGGUUCAGUUUUAAAAAAUGAAUCUAUUUAGUGAAGAUUUCAUAUUAGACCAGAUUGUUUUCUUCUAUCUAUUUGUAAGUUUCUAUAAAUAGAAAAAUAGAAAAAAAACAUACAUCACUUAACAUUUUUAUGUAAUUUUUCUGAAAGUCAAUAUGUAGUUUAUUUGAUAUCUUUUCAUAUUGUAUAUAUAUUUUGCAUUUAACCACAAGUCUGUGAACAGUUUUUUUGUUGACCUUAGUGGCUGGUAACACAAUGCGUUUCAGCCUUGGUUUGGACACAAUCGUCUAAAACAACAUUUAUUCCCUCAAAAUACUGCAUCCAUAAUCUGCUAAAACAACAUUUAUUCCCUCAAAAUACUACAUCCAUGAUUGGCUAUAACAACAUUUAUUCGCUCAAAAUAAUCCUAACUUCCGAAUGCCAAACGGUGUCUCCUCGAAUAAGAAUCAAGAAGCCUGUAAAUAAAUAUAUAUAUUUUUAAAAACAAAUGUAGUUACAUUGGGACACACCAGCACUAAUCGUCAUUAAGAAAAUAUUUAGGGCCACCAGGCUCCAUGCUCAAUCUGGAAUAUUUUAGAAAAUAUGAAAUAUUGAUAUCUACAAUAGUGCAGAUACAUAUGAAAACAUAAAAAUAAAAACGGCAAUCGAAAGGACAUUGCUCAGACAUGCACAAAAACAAUACAACAGCUCCCCUUUGUUAUAAGAUUAUUCAUCAUUUUUUAAGCAAGUUGUUUAUUUACAUUUUUUCUACACGUCAGUGACAUUUCUUGUGGAAAUUUGGAAUGCUUACAUUUUUACCCAUUAUACAAAUGAUUUCAACAGAACUCAGGAUAUAAAAUCACAUUUUAUUCGACACAAUUCUUCAUUUGAAAUAUCUAAUGUCAACACUUUGUGUCAUUGUGUUACAUUUUGUGUGUAUUGAAACAUUUGGUACACUUUGAACAUAUUUAGUGUAAAAAAACUACUAAAUACACACUAAAAUGUUACCUCACUGAGCCGACGAGGUAUACCAUUUCAGUUUGUAAUUUGAAAAGGAUGUUGUUCCUGUAUUAACCUUUUACCCACGACAACAUUCCUCUGAAAAGGCAGCGCACGAAAUUCAAAAAUAUAUAUUUUUAAAUAUGUAACUUUCACACAAUAAGUCCAAUAUAGCAAAUUAAAGAUAAACAUCUUGUUAAUCUACCCAUGGUGUCUGAUUUCAAAAAUGAUUUACAGCGAAAUCACAACAUAUGAUUAUGUUAGCUCAUAGCCUAGUCAAAAAAACACAGCCAUUUUUCCAGCCAAAGAUAGGAGUCACAAAAAGCAGAAAUAUAGAUAAAAUCAAUCACUAACCUUUGAUGCUCUUCAUCAGAUGACACUCAUAGGACAUCAUGUUACACAAUACAUGUAUGUUUUGUUCGAUAAUGUGCAUAUUUAUAUCCAAAAAUCUCAGUUUACAUUGGCGCCUUACGUGCAGUAAUGUCUUGAUUCCAAAUACUCAUAAUAAACAUAGAUAAAAGAUGCAAGUGUUAGUCACAUAAUUAAAGAUAGACUUAUCCUCUAUGCAACCGCUGUGUCAGAUUAAAAAAAAAACUUUACGGAAAAAGCAUAAUCUGAGAACGGCGCUCAGAGCCCAAUCCAGCCAAAGAAAUAGCCGCCAUUUUGGCGUCAACAGAAGCUAGAAAAAACACUAAAUAUUCACUUACCUUUGAUCUUCAUCAGAAGGCACUCCCAGGAAUCCCAGUUCAACAAUAAAUUACUGAUUUGUUCCAUAAAGCCCAUAAUUUAGCCACUUGUUAGUGUGUUCAGCCCAGUUAUCCAUCUUCAUGAAGCGUGAGUACUUCCUCCAGACAAAAACUCAAAGUUCCGUUACAGUCCAUAGAAACAAGUCAAAUGAUGUAUGCAAUCAAUCUUUAGGAUGUUUUUAACAUAAAUCAUCAAUAAGGUUCCAACUGGAAAAUUUCAUUGUCUGAAGAAAAGCAUUGGAACGAGAGCAAACUCUGUCGGGAGUGAACGUCAUGAGACCGAGGCUCUCUGACAGACCACUCCUUUAUAGUAGAAUCCUCAAACCUGUUUCUAAAGACGGUGACAUCUAGUGGAAGCCCUAGGAAGUGCAACCUCACCCAUAUCACAAUGUGAUUUCUAUAGGCACUGUUUUGAAAAUCGAUUUCUCACUUCCUGUUUGGAUUUGUUCUCAGGUUUUUGCCUGCCAUAUGAGUUCUGUUAUACUCACAGACAUCAUUCAAGCAGUUUUAGAAACUUUAGAGUGUUUCCUAUCCAAUACUACUAAUAAUAUGCAUAUAUUAGCAUAUGGGACUGAGUAGGAGGCAGUUCAGUUUGGGCACGCUAUUCAUCCAAAAGUGAAAAUGCUGCCCCCUAUUCCAAAAAGGAUUUAACGCAAUAAAAUUUUAUAUACCAAUUACAUGUAUGUAUAUCCUCACAUCUUGUAUGUUAACAUUUAUCAUUAAAGUUUUGAAAUACAGUAAGAAAAAAUGUAAUAACAGUAAAAAUAUGGUCAUACAGAAGAGUUUGUAAAAUAAAGUUUUGAAAGUUUCAACUAAAGUUUAUAAUAAAAUCUAUAAACUGAGCUAUGAUGUUAAACUGUGAGAGAUGUGAAAUUAGAUAGAAACUAUGAGUUUUCGUUUGUGUGUGUUAAUAUGAUAUAUCUUGUUUCAGACUUUCAACGCUUUUGUUAUGUGUCUCAGUGCCCCGCAAAGGCACAAGCCAGCUAUAGCCAGCAGUAGCCUGUCUUGCUCACAAACAUUUUCAUUUAGCAAUGCUGUAUUUUAUGACAAACCUCUCCUUGCAUUAUGUGGAAUGGACUUAUGUUACUUCUCCUCUGACAAUGUGAUUUGUUAUGAUCUUUGGUAGAAAAUAAAGAUUUUCAGUGUUUGA